UUUAAUUUUGAGAUACAUGCUGGCAGUUUAUAUGCCCAACAUCCACAGUCAAUAAAUAUACUCUUCAAAAGAAGUAGGGGAUAUUAAAAUGCAAAUACCUAUGCAGGUUGUGAUAUGAUAAAUAGUCAUGGACACUUGACAUGCUUUGAGAGUAUGUUCACAGAUGAAGAACUUAUGCCCCAACAGAACCACUGAGCUGCAAGUGUGACACACAAUAUAGCGCCAUGCUCGUGGGAGGGUUUCAUUGUCAAAUUUGACACUUCAAGGAAGAGUUGAUGAAAACUGUCGCUUGCUGGUUUAUCCUAUCCUAUCGGUUCUUGCUAACUGAAGAUGUCAGAUGAUAAAUCUAUAGAUAUUGUGGUAGUUGGUAGUUCAAUUAUAGAUUUAAUCAGUUACACACAAAGGCAACCUAAGCCAGGGGAAACAAUAAAAGGAAACAAGUUUUGUAAGGGGUUUGGUGGAAAAGGAGCUAAUCAAUGUGUUAUGGCUAGAUAUAUGGGAGCUGAGUGUGUUAUGGUAUCAAAGCUAGGUAAAGAUGAUUUUGGUAAUGAAUAUAUGAAGAACUUUAACGAUAUUGGAAUGAUUACAGAUUAUGUAAAACAGACACCUGAAGCAUCAACAGCAACAGCUGCUAUAACAGUUAGUCAAGAUGGACAGAAUUGUAUAGUUAUUGUUACUGGGGCAUGUGAUUUAAUAUCAGAAGCUGAUGUUCAAGCUGCAGAAUCAGUUAUUCAAAAAUCUAAAGUGAUGAUUUGUCAGUUAGAAAUAUCUGUCAAUAUUUCUCUUUUUGCUAUGAAGAUGGCCAAGAAACAUGGAGUAAAGACGAUAUUUAACUCCGCACCAGCAGAAUGUGAUAUAGAUCCUGAAUUUUAUACAGUCUGUGAUAUAUUUUGUGCAAAUGAAACAGAGGCUGAAAUAUUGACAGGAUUAAAUGUUGUAAGUCUUGAUGAUGGUAAGAAAGCAGUAACUGCCUUGUUAGAUAAAGGUUGUUCAACUGUUAUAUUAACAUUUGGUGAACAUGGGUCAUUAUAUGCAACAGCUAAUGAUAGAAAUGUUAUUCAUGUACCUUCAUUUCCAGUUGUUCCUGUUGAUACAACAGGAGCAGGGGAUGCGUUUUUAGGUAGUUUAGCUUACUACCUGGCUUGUCAAUCAGAUAUACCAAUUUUAGAAGCUAUUAAAAGAUCAAAUAGAGUGGCAGCCAUAACUGUACAGUAUCCAGGAACUCAAUUAAGUUAUAAAAAUAGAAAUGAACUUCCACAAGAAUUGUUUGAAUAGUUAACCUAAUAACAAAUGCAUCUUAAGAUACAGGGUUGUGAAUCAAAGAGGUUAAUUUAACAUCUGCUUUACAUAGUUUAGUCUUCUGACUAUGGUGAAGAAUUCUUCCAUCAAGUGAUUUGGACUAUCUUUUAUGUGCAAAGAUUCAUCUGAUCUAAUAUAGACUGCAUAUGAAUAUCAUGAAUUAUAUGUAAUGGGUCAUAAUUUGAUGUUAGGGAGGGGGAUAUGUAUAGAAAUGAAUACAAGCUUUUUAAAGAUAGAAGUAAAGGCUGUCAGUUAGCUAAUUACAUCAUUACACAGUACUCUUUAAACAUACAUUAUGCAAGAGCUAAAUCUGCAUAUUGCAGGUCUUUCUUUAGGCCUGAAAUAUUAUAUAAACUAUUAAUUAGACAUUUAUUAACAUGAAAAGACCUUAAUCAACUCUCAAGGCCAUCUGAUAUGUCGAAUUUUCACUGGAUUUGAAUCCCAUCUGCUGCUCAACGCUCAUUGAUGAUUAAAUCAAAAAAUGAAUAAUCGAGACUAUGUUUUUUUUUUUAUCAUACCGACUUUAGGAAUGACGAUCGUGGCUAAGCCUAACAUUCAAUCGCUAAUAUCUUGGUGUAGAGUGGAACAAUUUGACUGAAAUUUUCAGUAUAUUCCCUUUACAUUAUGUAGUUUUUAUACGCCCACAUUGAAAUGUGAUUGUAUAUUGUCGUCGCGUCCGUACGUCCCUCCGGCGUCCACAAUUGCUUGUGGAUGCUAUAGAGGCUAAAGUUAAUAACCGAUUGAAUUUAAAUUUAUACAUAGUGUUUCUGAUAAUUACCUAUUGAGUCAUUACUCUUAAUCAGAUUUUAGUGUAUUAUAAAUGUUUCAUUACCGACAAAAGUAAAAAUAUGCGACAACUCUUGUUGACGGUCCGGACGAUUUACCUGCUGUGGGCGUAUAUUUCGUUGCCUGGCAACCUAUCUUUAACUGUUAUAGUGAGAACUGCCAGCUCUUUAUCUAUUCUUCCAUAAUGCCCCUUUCAUUGAUUUUUAUAUUUUAUAUUUUUAUAGAACGUAAAAUAUAUUAAAAUUAAUACAACUGAUGAUUGGUCGCAUUUAGUGCAUUAAUUUCUUGCCCCCAUUAAGUUUGUGAAUUAUAUAGUUAUGAUGAUCUCCAUUGUAUACUUAUGAGUUGUAACAGUCAAGCAAUGUUCUAAUAUAGUAUUUAAGUAUCACCUUUUAGUUGAUUUGAAUAUUAUCUCAAGCUGAAUUUGUAUUAGCCUUUGAUUAACAUCUGACAACCUUUACUGGAUGGGUUUAUUCAUUGACUCUAGCAAUCUAUAUUUAGAUAAUUAGUUUAAUCUAUUUAAAAUAUAAUUAUACGUUUUAAGAAUAUAUAUUUUAUUCUGUAGAAACCAUACUAUUAUUCUCCAUUUUCUAGUUUAUAAGUAUAACACAUUUUGGGGUCAUAUUUGUAUUACAUUAUUAUUUUAAUUAUUAUCAAGUAACUUAUUGAUUUGUGAAUAUUUUACUUCUAUUGUGAUCAUAGUUGAUUAGAAACGAAUGAAGUCAUAAAUCAUGUUAAAUCAUAAUUAUUAAUUCAAUCCUCCAGGCAUAUUACUGGCUUUAAAGAAAUAUAUUUUUAUAAAAAUUAAAUUAAAUUUGAGAACAUGAAAUAUUUUAUUUAAUAAAACUGUCACUGAAAAAAUUAUAUACAAGUAUCUUAAAUAGUGAUAUAAUAGUAUAUAAACUAGAAAAAGUUCCAUCAGAUGCUCCAGAGUUUGUUUGUUCGUUCCUUAUCUGCUUCCACUUUGGGUGAUAUCACAGACAAGUGUUUCCUGAGAAACCAAGCUGAUUUGGACCAUGGCUGAUUCGGACCACGUCCGAUUCGGACCAAAUUUUAGGCUUAUUCGGACCACCACUAGGCUGAUUCGGACCACUAUAAGGCUGAUUUGAACCACACGAUAAUAUAUCAUCAAAUUACAAAGUUUGUACGCGGGAAUGUAUCUUUAAACCAAUUUAUGUUAAUUUCAAUAAGUCAUACAAAUUUGAAAACUAAUACUAGCAAUACAGUAGCAUUACGGAAAUCCGAAUCCAUUAUAUAUACUCUUAAAAAAGUAGGGGAUAUUGAAAUGCAAAUACCUAUGCAGGUUGCGAUAUGAUAAAUAGCCAUGGACAUUUGACAUGUUUUGAGAGUAUGUUCACGGAUGAAGAACUUAUCGCCCCAACAGAACCACUGAGCUGCACAUGCGACAUGCAAUAUCGCCAUACACGUAUGAGGGGUUCAUUGUCAAAUUUGACACUUCAAGGAAGGGUUGAUGAAAACUGCCGCGUACUGGUUUAUCUAUCCAUGUUUGCUUUCCUAUCGGUUCUUGCAUAAGAUUUACUGUUUAGCGUAUCUUUGCUUUUAGUGUGUUACUUUUAAUUUGAUCGGGAGACGUGUUCGUCAACAUCAACCGACAACACUGCAAGAAUUGGCCGUGGCACUGCAAGAGGAGUGGGUCAAAAUGCCCCAAAUCGUGAUUGGACGGUUGAUUAAGGAGCAUGCCACGACGAAUUGCUUAAUGUCUGAGAAUUGGUGGAGCAAUUACUCAUUAUUAAGACAAAAAUCAAAAACGUCCAUUUUUUACUUUUGACGGUAUAUCUUUUUGCGAGUGAAAUGGGGCCGUCAGAUAAGCCGCCCAUAUGAACUGUUUAUGUUCAUGUGUAGGCAAUUGGCCUGUUAUUAACAUACACUGGUUACCUCUAAUAAAAGCAGCAGUGCAUUUCCGUAGUUUUGUAUUGUUUCUGAAUAUCCCCUACUUUUUUUGAAGAAUAUUGUGUGUAAUUAUAUGUUAUAGAAAUACUGUUUAAACUAAUUUAUGUUAAUUUCAAAUUUGAAAACUAAUACUAGCAAUACAGUAGCAUAACGGAAUUCCAAAUCCAUUAUAUAUAUAUAUAUUGUGUGUAAUUAUUUGUUAAAAAAAUACUGUUUAAACAUAUUUAUGUUAAUUUCAAUAAGUCAUACAAAUUUGAAAACCAAUACCUGCAAUGAGGUAUAUAAAAGCAAUCAAAAUGUUUAUCCUACCUUGUUCAGAAAAUAAACAUAAAAGAGUUAUAUACUCAAUUUUAACACAAGUCAACAGGUAGCAUUGUGGAAAAUGUACUAUAUUACUAGAUGAAAAUUACUCAGAUCUUACUGACAGCCACAAUUAUGAAUUUGUGUGAUUGGAUCUGAUUGUUUAUUGGAUUACUAGGCUUGUCAUGAAUUAGCAAUAAAUGGUGUGAUUACUCUGAGAAGUAGUAAUAGUGUUUUUUAUACGCCCACAUUGAAAUGUGGUCGUAUAUUGUUGUCACCCCGUCCGUCCGUCCGUCGGUCGGUCGGUCCGGCGUCCACAAUUGCUUGUGGCCGCUGUAUAGGCUAAAGUUAAUAUCCGAUUGACUUUAAAUUUAUACACAGUGUUUAAGGUCAUGAGACGAAGAAGCCUAUUGAUUUUCAGCGAUUUUCGUAUAAUUACUGCCAGAGUUAUGCCCCUUGAUCAAAAGUCUUGUGGACGCUCUAGUGGCUAAAGUUAUCACCCGAUUGACUUCAGAUUGAUACAAAGAGUUUAAGGUUUUGAGACGAACAAGUUUUUUGAUUUUCAAUGAAUCUUUAUGACUUGAACAGCUAAAUCCAUGAUGUUAAAAGUUUUAUAUACUAAACGUUAGCAUGGGGCAGAACUUUUUUAUAAAAACCAAACAAAUUCUAUUUGUUUUCUGAUAAUUACUUAAUGAGUUGUUAUUCUUAAUCAGAUUUUAAUGUAUUAUAAAUGUUUCAUUACGGAAAAAAGUAAAAAUAUGCGACAAUUCUUGUUGACUGCCCGGACGAUAUAGCUGCUGUGGGCGUGUGUUUCGUUGCCUGGCAACCUAUCUUUAUAGGUUUAGGCAUAGAUUUCUAAUGACUUUGGUCAAUUUGUAUGAAUAUCGCAACAAAUCUAACUGCACCAAAGGUGUUUUAUCAAGGACCAGCAGGCUUUUUUUGACGCGUAGGUGUUAAAUCUAAUUUACCGUGCGAUUUCUUGUUCGACCGUAUGUUUUACGCAGAUCGGUCUUUGUUAAGUGUAGGUCUUACUCUUUAUACAUGGAUUUAUACGUGCUGUAGUUACAACUUACAUAUGGACGUUCUUAUACGUAUUUCAUUUCUCGAUGAAUACUACGUGUUUUAUACUUCGUACCAUAGUCAGGCUGCAGUUAUUUAUAUAUUUGUCUUUUUGUGGGUUUAAUUUGUUUACAUAUUAUCGAACGUACCACUGAACUAUAAAUGUACGAGAGAGAGAGAGAGAGAGAGAGAGAGAGAGAGAGAGAAGAAAAAUGGGGUUUAAC
Messenger RNA from Patella vulgata (common limpet), 5579 nucleotides. Its product is annotated as ribokinase. NCBI's taxonomy places the organism in Eukaryota, Metazoa, Mollusca, Gastropoda, Patellidae. The transcript has 9 exons. Gene Ontology annotation, biological process: D-ribose metabolic process. Gene Ontology annotation, molecular function: ribokinase activity. The record is from RefSeq and is a predicted model, not a curated record. Bases 331 to 1275 code for a protein of 314 amino acids.